Messenger RNA from Baudoinia panamericana UAMH 10762, 3127 nucleotides. RefSeq lists its product as uncharacterized. NCBI's taxonomy places the organism in Eukaryota, Fungi, Ascomycota, Dothideomycetes, Mycosphaerellales, Teratosphaeriaceae. The record is from RefSeq and is a predicted model, not a curated record. The transcript has a single exon. Bases 238 to 2919 code for a protein of 893 amino acids.
ACCGUGACCUGGUUGACGCUGGCGAUGCGGUGUCUGUAGCGCUUUGCGAGCAUUACCUGAUACCACAUUUGGUCGAGCAGCUGGCCAACAGCGUCAGUGGAUGUUAACGCGGGACAUCCUUGUCAGUCUUGAAACAAAUGCUACAGGUUUCAAGUUCUGCGUUUGAGCUGCUCGCAAGCUGAUCUUGACCUCACCGACAACACCGUUGGUGUCGCGUGAAUCAGCAUAGGUCGCGCAAUGGCGGAAGACCUAUCAUCACAGCCCCAGCGCCUUUCACGGUACAGAUCGCAACGUAAAGCUCAGCAGCAGGCGCCGGACGAGGUGAUUCCCGAAGUGCCAGACGUGCCGGGAGACCAGCCGGACCCAACUGAUGAUAGUGUUACGCGAAGAAAGUCAAGGUAUCGUCGCAAGAAUGUUGCGAGCCCAGCGCAAGCCGAUGGACGCCCUGCGACAGCACGCGCUGAGGACGAUCGCAACGGCCCAGCAGUGGCAAAGACCGAUCACCCUAUGACUACUUCACCGCAGCCCAGCAUCAUGCCAGAAUCUCAGCUCAACCGCGCGAGUUCUACAGCGAGGCGUGAGCAAGAGCCCAGGAUCAGCCCGCCCGCACACCAUGGAAACCCAAGAUCUGGACAUCCAAGUGUAGAUGCUGACGGCUACGGCACUGACGGUAUGGAGGACCAUCUGCCCGAGCGUCAGCCUCGUGCAGGGGCAAGUCACGAAGGCCAAGCGCCGAUGUACGACCAGAAGCAUCUACCCAACGGCGAGUUAUUUCCGCCGCCAAGGCCAGAAAAUGUCCAGUCUACAGUCCAGUCGGUGCAAGGCCAGUGCCCACCGUCCCUCGACAAAGUUAGGGUCAGCAAAAGUCAGCAGCCCAAGCUCAGCGACGACCACCAUGAGCCACGAGGCUGCUUUGGCUUCUUCAAACGCAAACGUGGAGAAGCAUCGCCGGGUGCAGAUGCUCUGGUUGCGCGGCCGACAGCAACCAAUGAAGGUCUUACCGACGCGCCAGUUUCCGCAGUCAACGCAGGCGAUCGAAGCGUGCUUGUAGAGUGCGGUAAGUCGAAAACAGUGUUUCCGGUCACGCUUACGACGACCACGUCCGACAUUAUUAAAAGUGCUGCCACUUGCAUGUCCGAGCGCAUCAACACGCGCUCAGCAGUGCUGCUCGAGGACUUCGCCAAAGCUGGUGUUCAGCGACCAUUGCGGCGGUAUGAGCACGUCCGGGAUGUCAUCAACAGCUGGGAUACGGACCGCCAGAACUCUCUGCUCCUUGUUGAUCCCAGGACAGGCAGCUCUGAAGCCGAGCUCAGCCUAGCUGGCGUGCCGCAUGACAAGCCAGGCGACGUCAGCUGGCUACUCUCGGUCUCACAACGCCCUGGGAGGUGGGACAAGCGCAUGAUCACGCUAAAGCUCGACGGUCAACUCACCAUGCAGCGUGACCCGAACAAGCCGCUGCUUCAAGAAAACAUCUGUCAUCUCAGUGAUUUCGACAUAUAUACACCGACCCAGGAGAAGCUGCGUAAGCAGGUCAGGCCGCCAAAGAAAUAUUGCUACGCAAUCAAGUCGCAGCAGAAGACAGGCAUUUUCGAGAGCACACAUGACUAUGUGCACUUCUUGUGCACUAACGACAAGGCUACAGCCGACGACUUCUAUGCUGCGGUGCAAGGAUGGCGAAGUUGGUAUCUCGUCAACGUUCUGGGUGAAGGCAGGAAGCUCAAGUCCUCGGAAGGCCAUGCGGUGGAUAACGAGACAAGGCGGAUGUCGAAAGAACACCGGCGUAAUGAGUCGCAUGAUUCGCACUAUCAGCUGGGCUCGUUCAAACCUUUGAUGGAGACGCAGGACACCAGUGCGAGACCUAGUACAGCGAGGUCGGCUAAUGCACCGCCUCCCGUGUUUGGAGUCCCUGCAAGAUCUGCCCAUCAACCGGACACGGUUAGUGGCGUUGAGCGCCGUCCGAGCACUAGGCACCGGCAGCAGCAUCCCCCCGUGUCUCUCGGAAACAAAGCGCAACUUGCCGACGAUGAGCCUCUGGGCAACCUUGCUAGGCGAACUUCGCUCGACCAGACACGCACGUCGUUCGACGACGGUCGGCUUGAGGAAUUUGCAGCCACCGGACUGCUCGGGCGCAAGUAUUCCCAACGCCAACAACAUGUUGAGGUGCGCGAGAAGCAGCAACUGCAGCAGCCAUUCACCUCUGGCCCGAACCUGCUCAACGGAGGCUUCGAUGCUAACCAUGACGACACUCUUGCAAAUCGCCAGUCGCUAGACCUUGUUAGACGCAAUCCGUCAGUCCGUACGAAGCAUGAAAACAGAUCUCUUGAUGACGGUGGCGUCAAACGCAACAGAUCUACUCGAACACAUGUGUCUAGUGACGUUACUCGCUCGAGGUCUAUGCGAGCAGCCAAUGUGCCGGCCAAGCCGUUGGUGGAUCUUACACCCGAAUACCGAGCGCCACCACAGCACGCAAACAAGGGCAAGGGUCACAGCCCAGACCGGAACGUACCUGGCGCGCUAGUAGAGAGCGCCACCACUCCAGAGGAUCCUCUCGGGAUCCCAUCAAGUACGGACUGGCGCGGAGCGAACGCACUCAACGAGGUCUCCCAACCACUUGGCCGCAGUCUCUCGCAGCGUGGUCAGCAACCGAAGUCGACUCGCUCGCCGGAUCAUCAUCCUUUCACCGGUGAAGGCUUGUUGGCGGGAUCUCGUGCUCAACAAGGCUGGGGUGGUGGUAACAGAGGCCGAGGCGUCGUGGAUGGCAGCCACGCGGACAGCCCGCUAAUGGAUGUCCAUGAGCCGAGUAAGUUCGUGCAGGGGAGUCUACUGAGAAAAGUGGAGCAGGAGCGCGGGCGCGAUGGACCCGUCAUUGACCGAGCGAAGCGUGUGGAGAAGGAGGUCAAGUACGGUGAGGGCUAUUGAUACACGGGGCCGACAACCUAGGCUGUACGACGGCGACUCAUUCAAUGAUAGCUGAAUCACGCGGUGUUGGAUGGCUCGCUUAUAUGAGACUGGUAAGGCAGUGUAGGAUAUACCCUUUUGUAUGUGCAAAUCGCACGUGGUAUACAGAUCGCAAGAGAACGUAGCAUUGUUCAUGAAUCGCACGAGCGGCGUGCAGUUUUACCUCGCA